AACCAGUUCACCUAUCACCUGACCCAAAACACAGUACAAUAACUACAAUGACAGAGAAACUAAAACAGGUAAACUACUACUUGAUUUAGGAAAAAUGUAAUAGGAUAUUAGGACUAAGGUGUCAAAAUACACAUGUUUUAAGCGUUUUCUGCAACACACCACAGCUCAGAAUAGUUCACAGUUAACGGAUAACUUACAUUUAAUUUACCCUCAGUAGUCCAUCAGUAGUUCAUGUUAGCAAUCCUGAAGCAAAUUGUAGACCAAUAAGCCUAAUAUCCAACUCAGACAAAUUAAUUCCUGUAUUAGUCCUAUAUGCUAAAACUUCCCCAUAAACAUGUAAAACUUUAAUACCUGAACAAACAGCAAACAUUAUACAGAAUUUUAAAAGCUGUUUCUGCAAAACUUACAUUUAAUUCAAAAACAGUAGUGAUUAUCCAUUAAAAAGGAACAAAAUGGCACAUUGUGUAUCCAAGAACAUAAAAUCCUAAGAAAAAACAUCCCCUUUUAAAACAGCAUACAAUGAUAAAUCCAGGACUGUCCCAGCACCUUUUGGUACAGGGACCGGGUAAAAGGAAAAAGUAAAAGUAGGGGUUUAUAGUUUUUCUUGCAAAAUACUUAGUAAAUUGCCUCGAACGACUUCUACAUAUCACCCCCUGGGAAGACCUGCACAAUCCAUAGCAUCCUCAACUCCCUGGGGAGCAUACAAGCAGAGCUGCCAAAUUAUGGCGCGCAAUUUCUUUUCCAUUCACAAAGCCAGCUCGUAUCAUGUCAUGUGACAGGUACCCAUAUUAACCCCUGGCCUGGGUAGAGAGAGGGCACAAGUAGAGUAAAGUAACUUGUCCAAGGUUCCAAUGAUACCGUGAUAGCGACAGACCAGAUUCAAACCCGGGGCCAUCGUGUCCAAAUCAGUCGACGCUAUCAAAAGCCCCAACACUAACUUAAUUCAUCACCAUAAUCACUUAAUUCUGUUGAUGCUUUAGACCAUAAGCAUACUACAGCUUUUCUUGUCACUAUGAAAGUUGAUUUGAAUUCCACAAUUCAGAAUUGCAAAAACAACUUCACUCAAUCUAAUUCCACCCAGCUUCCUUUGACUCUAACAUUGUCUAACUCACAAUUUAAAAUUGUGACAUGUGUGGGUUAUAUGUGUUUAAAAUGUAUGAGGGGAAUUCCAAUAUUCAGUCCAAGAUCCACUCCUAAAUUUUUGUUGGCUGUACAUGUCAAAAAACAAAUUAAACCAAUCAAGGUCAGUAAACAUAGUUGACAAAUUCAACUUGUGUUGUUGACACUAAACGCGAAAAAUAACCAAUAUAUGGACUAUACAUGAUAUUAUUGGAUUAAUUGCUGCCCUACACAACUACAUUACAAUGUUUGAGUUCUGGUUGUUGAAUGUAUCGAUAUGGAAGAACGAAAAGAACACGGAAAAGAAAACAAACCAGAGAGGGGGGAAUCUUCGUGUCAACAGAACUCAUUUCUUUAUGCAAAUGGAUGAAAGUGGAAUCCAACAAGCAUGGCUUCCGAUGGAAAUGUCAUUUAUGUCCAGCCCAUUUCUCAGAUACUGGGAGGGGCAUGAUGACAAAGAGUCGUCUGUUUCCCGGUGACCUUCUUAUAUCCAUACCCAGACCAUUACUGAUCACCGUGGAAACAGUUCUGUCCUCAGAAAUAGGGGAACAAGUCAAAUGUAAAAAUGUAAAGUUUACCAGACAACAGCUGCUCUCUCUCUUUCUCCUUCAAGAAAAAAACAAGGGAAGCAACUCUUUCUGGCAUCCCUACAUUUCUGUUCUCCCUAAGACUCUUGAAACAUUUGGAAAUUUCUCACCAAGGGAGAUGACUCUGUUUCCACCAAGGCUUCAAAUUGCUGUGAAGUGUAGAAUGGCAGACAUGAAGCAGGCAUAUAUGGAAGUGAGAAACUUUUGGUCAGGAGAGGAAAUUGAGUACAGCCAAUUUUUGUGGGCAUGGUUUUGUGUAAAUUCUCGCUCUGUGUUCUACCGGUCAGCAGGGUCAGAGUUUGUGAGAGAGGACGGGAACCACUUGGCACUGGCUCCAUACCUGGAUCUGCUGAACCACUCAGUGGGGGCUCAGACAAUUGGUUUGCUCUAUGGAAGGUAUGUCCUGGAACCUACUCUUGGUCACAAGAAUUUUAGCCAUGAACUGGACAGAGCUGUAAGGCCUUUAAUUGUCCUUAAAGGUGUCUUAAUAUCUUGAGAACCUUGCAGAAUUGAAUAUCUCAUAUUUUUUUUCUGUGACAGAUGUAAACUGUAUAAAAAAAUGAUAAAAAUCCCAUACUCAUAAUUUUAUAUUCUCACAAUUUGAUACAAAAAGACGUCAUUGUGACAAUCACUGUUCAUAUCGAACACACCCGAUUUUAUUUUUCCCAUAAUUCUUUGCAACGUGCUUGGCCGACCCUAACAAUAGGCGCUAAGAUAUACCCGGCCGAGCUGUCCAGCGAUUAAGAUGUGCUUAGUGUAUGAAGGGGGUAUCGUGUUAGAAGCCUGUGUGGCAUGUUUUAGUUUCACAAGUUCAGCAUUUGACGCGGACACGGAUAGCUGACCGUGGUAAGUAUUUAUUUAGUUUGGUGUAGUUUAUUUGUAAAUUUUUGUCUUUUUAUUAGUAUUACGCAGUCGUCCUAUAAAGUCACCUUGACCAUUGUUCACUGUAGAGUUACCUGUGUGUUCACUGAUGUGUGACUUUAGCGAGAGUGUUUAAAUGGAAUUCGUCUUUUUCUAUAAUACAGUUUUUGUUAUUGCUGUAUAAAGAAACGGUGAUUUAAAGGGCUAUUUUCUAUGCGUUAUUUUAUUUUACAAUUUAUUGUCACUUUUUCCACUUAACUACUUGGGCGGAAGUGCGUCACCGGAAGUCUCAGACGCCAUAUUGUUUACUGUAAACAAAUAACUUAGUUACCAUAUACUUACAAUAUUUUGAGAUGUUGCCUUUAAUAUAAUACUAUUUAUACAUUAUCAUAGUUUGAUACUAUCAGUGAGAUACUUAUAUGAUGUAUUAUACAAUAUUGUUUUUAUUAUGGUGUUAUGGUGUCACUUGUACACUUAUUGUAGUGUCAUAUUGUUGAUGUUGAUGACGACAAUGGUGAUGUCGAUGACGAUGUGAUGGUGAUGUCGAUGACUACGAUGAUGAUGAUGGUCAUGUCGAUGAUGAUGGUGUAGAUGAUGUCGUUCAUGGUGACGUCGGUGAUGAUUAUGAAGUAGAUGAUUAUGGUGAUGACGAUGAUGUCUUUUAUGAUUAUGGUGUUGUAGUUGAUGAUGUUGACGAUAGUGGUGAUGAUGAUGAUUGUGGUGACGAAACUACUCUAGUUGUGGUUGUCCGUAGUUGGUCCAGGACUACAGCCCCGGAGAUUCGGACACUCUUCUAAUUUAUUUUUGGUCAUUUGUAUAAACAUCAUAUUUUUUCUUGUUGAGUGAAAGGUGUGUGAGUGUUUGUGUGGUUUAGUGUUUAUAUUUCUAUCUUUUCUUUCUUUCUCUUAUUUUUUUUGUUAUUAAAUUUUGUUAAAUUUAA
Molecule: messenger RNA, 3507 nt
Organism: Magallana angulata
Lineage: Eukaryota; Metazoa; Mollusca; Bivalvia; Ostreida; Ostreidae
Product: SET domain-containing protein 4-like
Exons: 5
Coding region: 1387-2202 (271 amino acids)
Biological process (GO): peptidyl-lysine trimethylation; positive regulation of transcription by RNA polymerase II; peptidyl-lysine dimethylation
Molecular function (GO): histone H3K4 methyltransferase activity; transcription coactivator activity; histone H3K36 methyltransferase activity
Source: RefSeq, a predicted model, not a curated record